Messenger RNA from Fusarium coffeatum, 981 nucleotides. RefSeq lists its product as uncharacterized. The record is from RefSeq and is a predicted model, not a curated record. Gene Ontology annotation, biological process: protein geranylgeranylation. The transcript is spliced from 2 exons. Gene Ontology annotation, molecular function: Rab geranylgeranyltransferase activity. Bases 1 to 981 code for a protein of 326 amino acids. Gene Ontology annotation, cellular component: Rab-protein geranylgeranyltransferase complex. Lineage: Eukaryota; Fungi; Ascomycota; Sordariomycetes; Hypocreales; Nectriaceae.
AUGACACAAGCCGGAACAGACCACGAAACGCCCAAGCUUAUUGUUGAUGCCCAUGUGAAGUACAUCCAGAGCUUGGAUACGAGGAAAGAUGAGCUAGACUACUGGCUCACCGAGCACUUGCGACUCAAUGGCCUGUACUGGGGACUAAAUGCUCUCUACUUGCUUCGCCGACCAGAUGCUCUCCCACGACAAGAUGUUAUCGAUUUCAUCCUCUCUUGUCAGCAUGAAAACGGUGGAUUUGGUGCUGCACCAGGUCAUGACGCUCACAUGCUCUCCACAGUAAGUGCUGUGCAGAUUCUCGCCAUGACGGAUGCUUUCGACCAGUUGGAAACCAAAGGCAAGGGCAAAAACCAGGUUGGCAAGUUCAUCGCAGGGCUGCAAAACCGGGAGAAUGGCACAUUUGCUGGAGAUGAAUGGGGCGAGGAAGAUACUCGCUUUCUAUACGGCGCUUUCAAUGCUCUCUCCCUGCUCGGCCUCAUGUCUCUAGUUGAUGUUGAUAAGGCCGUCUCUCACAUCACUGCUUGCGCCAAUUUUGACGGCGGCUAUGGAACUGGUCCCGGUGCGGAGUCGCAUUCAGGCCAAAUUUUCACCUGUGUCGCAGCGCUUGCAAUUGUCGAUCGCCUGGAUCUUGUGGACAAAGAGAAACUCGGCCGAUGGUUGAGCGAGAGACAAGUUCCUUGCGGCGGUCUUAACGGUCGCCCUGAAAAAGACGAAGACGUUUGCUACAGCUGGUGGGUGUUGAGUAGUCUUGCUAUAAUCGAGCGCACCCACUGGAUUGACCGCGAUGCGUUGGCCACCUUCAUUUUGAAAUGUCAAGACACUGAGAUGGGCGGAAUCUCUGAUCGGCCUGGUAAUAUGGUCGAUGUUUGGCAUACCCAGUUCGGGCUGUGCGGCCUGAGCCUUCUGGGUUAUCCGGAUCUCGAGGCAGUCGAUCCAGUGUACUGUAUGCCAAAGACCAUAACAAAAAGACUUAUCGGUUGA